UUUUCCCGCGGUAGGAAUCCGAGCGAGCCGGGGCCUUCUCCGGAGCCGAUCCCGGCGAGCCGGGCAAGACCCAUCCCACGCCGAGUUUCCUCCGGGGAUCUCCUGCUCCCUCACCCUGCUCGGCGUCCUGAGUCAAACCAUGGAGCCAGCCUUCGGAGAGGUCAACCAGCUUGGCGGGGUCUUCGUCAACGGCCGCCCUUUGCCCAACGCCAUCCGGCUUCGGAUUGUGGAACUAGCUCAACUGGGCAUCCGACCGUGCGACAUCAGCCGGCAGCUGCGCGUCUCCCACGGCUGCGUCAGCAAGAUCCUGGCGCGCUACAAUGAGACCGGCUCCAUCUUACCCGGGGCCAUCGGAGGGAGCAAGCCGCGGGUCACCACGCCAACGGUAGUGAAGCACAUCCGGACUUACAAACAAAGGGAUCCGGGCAUUUUUGCUUGGGAGAUCCGGGACCGGCUGCUGGCCGACGGCGUGUGCGACAAGUACAACGUCCCUUCGGUCAGUUCCAUUAGCCGGAUUCUGCGCAACAAGAUUGGAAACCUUUCUCAGCAGAAUCACUACGAGCCUUACAAGCAGCACCAGGCAGCUCCGCAGCCGGCCCUGCCUUACAACCACAUCUACUCUUAUCCCAGCCCCAUCGCUGCAGCAGGUGCCAAGGUGCCUACCCCACCUGGCGUGCCAUCGAUCCACAGCGCCGUCCAUAUGCCUCGGACCUGGCCCUCCUCUCAUUCCGUCACUGACAUCUUGGGAAUUAGGUCCAUCACAGAUCAAGGCACCAAGCUGCCUUCCAACUGUCGGAAGCUUUGUCUCUGCACCAACAAUGACACCUUAUCCCGCAGCAGCCCAGGUGUCCCCUUAUAUGGCGUACAGUGCUGCUCCUUCUGGUUACGUAGGUAGUCACGGCUGGCAGCAUGCUGGGGGCAAUCCUCUUUCACCCCACAACUGUGAUAUUCCAGCUUCACUGGCUUUCAAGGGCAUGCAAGCAGCCAGAGAAGGUAGUCACUCCAUCACCG
Molecule: messenger RNA, 1011 nt
Organism: Notechis scutatus (mainland tiger snake)
Lineage: Eukaryota; Metazoa; Chordata; Lepidosauria; Squamata; Elapidae
Source: RefSeq, a predicted model, not a curated record